AUGCUUUCGGCCGUUAAACAACCAACAUUCUCAUCACGUCAAAAUGGUCCAGGUCCUUCAAGACAAAAUAGUCAAGGUCAAUCAACAUCAUCAUCAUCUAUUUUGGGCUCCUCUCCUCACUCUAGCAAUCAUCCACAAGCUGGCACAUCAAGAGAAGGAAUCUAUAGCCUAAGGAAACAAAUUGUGAAUGAACAAAGACAAUCUCAAAGAUUUGUGGCUGUUACGUCAUCCUCGUCUUUUUAUUCUCUUCGAAGGCAACCUUAUUCGUUACCUGCACGAGGAUCGAAUAAUCGUAAGACGACAUAA
Messenger RNA from Ambispora leptoticha, 306 nucleotides. Lineage: Eukaryota; Fungi; Glomeromycota; Glomeromycetes; Archaeosporales; Ambisporaceae. The record is from the annotation of a GenBank genome assembly.